UCCUUUUAGAGUAUCUUCACCUUCCUUGGCGUAAAAGAAAAUCUGUCUCGUCUCCUCCGCUCCUUGCGCCAUCUCGCGGCUGAACAGGGGAGGGGCGCCGAUUUCUCCAUCUGGCGAGCAGAGCAGGGGGAGGGGAGGGGAUCCUGAGAUGGCGAGCACAGCAUGCUUUGUGAUUGUGAGUAAAAAUGAUAUUCCAAUCUACGAGGCUGAAGUUGGGUCUGCUCCCAAGAGAGAAGAUCAAGCUUAUCAGCACCAGUUCAUAUUGCACGCUGCAUUAGAUGUUGUUCAGGACCUUGCAUGGGCUACAAACACAAUGUUUCUGAAGUCAGUAGACAGAUUUGAUGAUCUUGUGGUGUCUGUUUAUGUAACUGCUGGUCAUACUAGAUUUAUGUUACUUCAUGACUCAAGGAGCGAGGAUGGAAUAAAAAGUUUCUUCCAGGAGGUUCACGAACUCUACAUCAAGAUCUUCCUCAAUCCACUCUACCUACCUGGUUCUCGCAUCACAUCCUCUCAUUUUGAUACUAAGGUCAGGGCUCUUGCAAGGAAAUACCUGUAGCAUAUAACCAGGUGAAGACUCUGUAAGCUCCACACCGCCCUGUAUUCUAGUGAGUAGCACUUGCCUUGUACUAGUUCUUCUACAAUUGAAUGAACGUAGAUCCUGAGACUAGCCUAGCAGUACCAUUUACUAUUGAAUGAACAUAGAUCCUCUAAUGAUCUUGUACUAGAAAAGUGCUCUGUUUGUCUUUUCCGGAGUUAGUAGACGCCCAUUCCUUGCCUGUACUGUACUUCUACCCAGAGAUUAUAUGUACUAGUAGUAUAAAAUAUCUCUCACCCAUCGAAGUUUAGUGGGAAAUUUAUGUCGAUCGCCUUGUUUCUGACAUGCUCUGCUGCUAAGAUAAUACUAGUGUCCUUGACCCCGAUCCUGUGAACAUGGUUUGUUGCGCAUCGGUACUGUACUGUUUGUACCAUGAUACUGUAGUCUCUGUAGUUAUUAUAGUUAUGCCAGGAAACUGGAGGGUGGUGCUGCAGCAUUUAUCAGAGAUAUAUGAGGUCAAGUAGGUGUAUGUAGCAGCAGUAAAUACUGCAGGACAAUCCAACUGACCAGGCACUGUUAGCUUUCACCGACUGCUUUCCGAUCCAAGAUCGAAGAGAAGAAAUGGAUAAAUGGAUGGGUUAUGGUCAAUUGCUUAUGGGGACGAAGUAAAUAUUUUAUACUAUAAAGCUAAAAGCAGCUUGGAACAAGUUAUCCAAACAGUGUUGGUGUAGAAAGGUUUUGGAGAAAUUGCAAUUUGGAGUGUGGCACAAAUAGUCCGACAUAAUUUGCCCCCUGUAAUUAAAAAAAGGAGCAUUGCAGAACUAUGUUUAUACAUGAGUUAGGCACCUGUUCAUAUUCGGAUUUGACAAGGUUUAUGGUCCCUUUGUAUCAAAAGAUUUGUAGAGGAAUUUCAAGGGGAAUCCUAUAUGAAAAUUUUCUA
Oryza sativa Japonica Group (Japanese rice) is the source of this 1475-nucleotide messenger RNA. The record is from RefSeq and is a predicted model, not a curated record. NCBI's taxonomy places the organism in Eukaryota, Viridiplantae, Streptophyta, Magnoliopsida, Poales, Poaceae.